AUGAACGACUACUUCCUCAACGAGCCAACAGCCGCCACCGGCGACAACCACAACGCGAUGGAAGCUUUCAUCGGAACAAACCACCACUCAUCUCUCUGGCCACAACCACCUCCUCCUCCUCCUCCUCUCCCUUCUUUCUCCCAAUUCAACGAAGACACUCUCCAGCAACGUCUCCAAGCCCUAAUCGAAUCUGCCGGAGAAGGCUGGACUUACGCGAUCUUCUGGCAGAUCUCACACGACUUCGAAUCUCCCGCCGGAGACAACACGGUGGUCCUCGGAUGGGGAGACGGAUACUACAAAGGAGAAGAAGAUAAACAGAAGAAGAAGAAAAGCUCUAAUUCGAAUCCGGAGGAGCAGGAGCAUCGGAAGAGGGUAAUCCGUGAGCUUAACUCGCUAAUCUCCGGCGGCGGAGGAGGAGGAGGAGAUGAAGGUAACGACGAGGAGGUUACGGAUACGGAGUGGUUCUUUCUUGUCUCGAUGACUCAGAGCUUCGCCAACGGUGUUGGUCUUCCCGGGGAGUCUUUUUUAAACUCUCGCGUGAUUUGGUUAUCCGGGUCGGGUGCUUUGACCGGGUCGGGUUGUGAGCGUGCGAGUCAGGGUCAGAUUUACGGGUUACAGACGAUGGUGUGUAUCGCAGCGGAAAACGGCGUCGUUGAGCUUGGUUCUUCGGAAGUGAUAAGUCAGAGCUCAGAUCUGAUGGAUAAAGUUAAUAGUCUGUUUAAUUCGAAUAACGGUAACGGUGGAGAAGCUUCUUCUUGGGGGUUUGGUGGUCUGAAUCCGGACCAAGGAGAGAACGAUCCGGCUUUGUGGAUCACUGAACCGGUUAUCGAACCGGUUCAGUCCGGUUCUCAUAAGCUUGAGAAGAACGAGAGCUCGGUUGAGAACCCUAGAAAAAACACGUUUCUUGUUGAGCAAGAAUUGAAUUUUCAAGCUGCUGGUUCGUCUAAGAUGAUGAAGCCGAAUGAGACGGUUAGUUUCGCGGCGGAGGAGAGCAAUAGAAGGAGGUCUCCGGCGUCGAAAGGGAGUAACAAUGAAGAAGGAAUGGUUUCUUUCAGCACAGUGGUUCGAUCCACGGCGAAAUCGGUAGAGUCUGAUCAUUCUGAUCUUGAAGCGUCGGUGGUUAAGGAAGCAAUUGUGGUUGAACCGGAGAAGAAACCGAGGAAACGUGGGAGAAAACCGGCUAACGGGAGAGAAGAGCCGUUGAACCAUGUUGAAGCAGAGAGGCAGAGAAGGGAGAAGCUAAACCAGAGAUUCUACUCUCUGAGAGCUGUGGUUCCCAACGUGUCGAAAAUGGACAAAGCUUCUCUUCUUGGAGACGCCAUUUCGUAUAUCAACGAGCUGAAGUCGAAGCUGCAACAAGCGGAGAAUGACAAAGAAGAGAUUCAGAGGCAGCUUGAUGGGAUGAGCAAGGAAGGAGGAGGCGGGUCGAGGAGGGGGAAAGAACGAAAAUCGAGUCAAGAUUCCGCGAGUUCUGUUGAAGUGGAGAUUGAUGUGAAGAUCAUAGGUUGGGAUGUGAUGAUACGUGUGCAAUGCAGCAAGAAGAAUCAUCCUGGCUCAAGAUUCAUGGACGCACUUAAGGAACUGGAUUUGGAAGUGAACCACGCUAGUUUAUCUGUGGUGAAUGAUUUGAUGAUUCAACAAGCUACUGUGAAGAUGGGGAGCCAGUUCUUCAAUCAUGAUCAGCUCAAGGCUGCUUUAUUGUUGAAAGUUGGAGGAGACAAUUGAACAAAGUUGAACAUCUUUAAGAGAUGAAAAAGGGAUCGAACUUAGAGGGUUAUGAAUGUAUGAUCUUAUGGCAAGGAGAUCUCUUUGUAAAUUAGUAACUAGUCAUUUUGCAUCACCACCAGCUUCAUGUUGUUGUUCAUUAGGAGAAGCAUGUUUAGUUAUUAGUUUUAGUAUUUUUCAUAAGUUUAAGUGACAUGGAAGUUGGAGACCAGCAGAGGGUAGUAAAAUAAUAAAUCUUGGUUGUACUUGUAUGUAUAUUAUAUGCAUGGAGUAUUAAUUGAAACUCUAUCGAAGUUUAUAGGUUAUAUCGUUCGUUAUAAAUGAAUUUUG
Molecule: messenger RNA, 2055 nt
Organism: Eruca vesicaria subsp. sativa (arugula)
Lineage: Eukaryota; Viridiplantae; Streptophyta; Magnoliopsida; Brassicales; Brassicaceae
Source: the annotation of a GenBank genome assembly